Messenger RNA from Hibiscus syriacus, 868 nucleotides. Its product is annotated as probable inactive poly [ADP-ribose] polymerase SRO2. Bases 33 to 791 code for a protein of 252 amino acids. NCBI's taxonomy places the organism in Eukaryota, Viridiplantae, Streptophyta, Magnoliopsida, Malvales, Malvaceae. Gene Ontology annotation, molecular function: NAD+ poly-ADP-ribosyltransferase activity. The record is from RefSeq and is a predicted model, not a curated record. The transcript has 3 exons.
UCCUGUGUGAUUAUACCUUCUUAGAAAGAAAGAUGAAUCAAGUUGUUGCAGAAGAACAUCAAGUCUCUGAGACUAUGAGCAGUGAUGAAAUUUCGGAAAUCUCAGAUGCUAUGUCUGGAAGUAACGAGAUUGUUUCAGAUCCGAAUUGUUUCCAGCACUUUGUUGCAAACGGCUUCUGUAAGAUAGAUCAAUCAAGCUUAGAGACUUGUAUUAUUGAAACAAGCGUAGCGCAGAAUUUGCAGGUGGAUAAGAGAGCAAGAGUCGUGGCGAUUCAUAAGAACAUGAACAACAGUCGGUCAUGGCAGAUUCGAGCGCACAGUUUCGCCGUUUCCAUGAAGGCGGUUGCUGAUAAGUGCGGUGGAGGCGCUAACCCCAAGUAUGCCUGGUACGGCGCUUCCUUAGAUGAGAUUCGCGAGAUUGUGACGCAUGGAUUUAGUUGGCGUAUGAAGGCCGCCGCCGAUACGCAUAGCAUCUCUCUGUCUCCUGCCAAGCAUCUGCUUGACAGUGUGUUGCGUUCAACGGUUGAUGAAAGUGGAUUGAGGCAUUUGUUGUUAUGCCGAGUUAUAUUGGGGAAGCAAGAAGUGGUGAUCGGAGAUUCAUCCGAUCAGUUUCAUCCGAGCUCGUCCGAGUUCGAUUCCGGCGUAGAUGAUAUCUCAGCUCCCAGAAAAUAUAUCGUUUGGAAUUCUCGCUUGAAUUUCAGUGUCUUCCUCUGUUACAUCGUCAGUCUUGAUGUCCCUUACUUAAGCGGGUUCAAAGAGGCAACAAUCAUGAGCCUAGGCCAUCAUGGAUAACGUUCCACACAGUGAUUUGCACACUCUCUCGGUAUUUGGAUCAAUCACGAAUGGCUUACCUCAAAAAACAAUACACA